This is a messenger RNA of Falco peregrinus (peregrine falcon), 10833 nucleotides long. It is a transcript of the gene KCNMA1, whose product is annotated as potassium calcium-activated channel subfamily M alpha 1. The transcript has 31 exons. Lineage: Eukaryota; Metazoa; Chordata; Aves; Falconiformes; Falconidae. The coding region runs from base 381 to 4220 and encodes 1279 amino acids. Gene Ontology annotation, cellular component: postsynaptic membrane. The record is from RefSeq and is a predicted model, not a curated record. Gene Ontology annotation, molecular function: large conductance calcium-activated potassium channel activity. Gene Ontology annotation, biological process: transmembrane transport; potassium ion transport.
AGGGGUGGGAAUCUGAGGAGGAGACUACCUUUUUAUUAUUAUUUUUAAUUUUUUUUUUUUUACGUAUACGUAUUAUUUUCACCGUACAAGGAGGACGCUCGGAAUUCACCGGCCUGCCGGCUCCCGAGAGGGACCGGGGGAUUGUGCGGUCGCUUAUCUUCACUCUCAAUUUUUUUUUUUUAAUUGCGUUCUUUUUUUUUUUUUUGUUUGUUUGUUUUGAUUUGGGUUUUCCCCCCCCCCCUCUUUAUUUUUAUCCUUCCCCCCCCCCCCCCGCUGAGCGGCGGCGGCAGCAGCAAUAUGGCUGGUGAUGGGUUUUUCGGGGGGCGCUGGCGGCGGGAGGAGCUCUCGGCAGCCCCUGCGCGCCCGGCUCGCCGUUAGCUAUGGCAAAUGGCAGCGGCGGCGGCGGCGGCUCCUACCCGGGCGGCAGCGGCGGCGGCGGCGGCAUUAGAAUGAGUAACAAUAUCAACGCCAACAAUCUCAACACAGACUCGUCCUCCUCCCCCGUCAAUGUGCCCAAGAUGGAUGCGCUCAUCAUCCCGGUGACCAUGGAGGUGCCCUGCGAUAGCCGCGGACAGCGUAUGUGGUGGGCUUUCCUCGCCUCAUCCAUGGUCACUUUCUUUGGGGGACUGUUUAUCAUCCUGCUGUGGAGGACCCUCAAGUACCUGUGGACUGUCUGCUGCCACUGCGGGGUCAAAAACAAGGAGGCCCAGAAGAUCAAUGGUGGUGGAGAUACACAGGCAGAUGGGGCCUGCAAACCUACGGAUGAAAAAGAGGAGAAUGUGGCAGCAGAAGUGGGAUGGAUGACCUCCGUGAAGGAUUGGGCAGGAGUCAUGAUAUCUGCCCAGACAUUAACUGGCAGAGUACUUGUUGUCUUAGUCUUCGCUCUUAGUAUUGGUGCUCUUGUAAUAUACUUCAUAGAUUCGUCAAACCCAAUAGAAUCCUGCCAGAAUUUCUACAAAGAUUUCACAUUACAGAUCGACAUGGCUUUCAAUGUGUUCUUCCUACUCUACUUUGGCUUGCGUUUCAUAGCAGCCAAUGACAAGCUAUGGUUUUGGCUAGAAGUUAACUCAGUAGUAGAUUUCUUCACGGUCCCUCCAGUGUUUGUGUCAGUAUAUUUAAACAGAAGUUGGCUUGGUUUAAGAUUUUUAAGAGCCCUUAGACUGAUACAGUUUUCAGAAAUUUUGCAGUUUCUGAAUAUCCUUAAAACAAGUAAUUCCAUCAAGCUGGUGAAUCUGUGCUCUAUAUUUAUCAGCACGUGGCUGACAGCAGCUGGGUUCAUACAUUUGGUGGAGAACUCAGGGGAUCCAUGGGAAAAUUUCCAAAAUAAUCAACCGCUAACAUAUUGGGAAUGUGUUUAUUUACUGAUGGUUACAAUGUCCACUGUUGGCUAUGGAGAUGUUUAUGCAAAAACAACUCUUGGUCGCCUUUUCAUGGUCUUCUUCAUCCUUGGGGGAUUGGCAAUGUUUGCUCGCUACGUGCCAGAAAUUGCUGCUCUCAUCCUUAAUCGGAAGAAAUACGGCGGGACUUUUAACUCAACCCGAGGCAGAAAGCACAUAGUUGUCUGUGGUCACAUAACACUUGAAAGUGUGUCCAACUUCCUGAAGGACUUCCUGCACAAGGAUAGGGAUGAUGUCAACGUAGAAAUCGUCUUUCUGCAUAAUAUUUCCCCUAACCUUGAGCUGGAAGCUCUUUUUAAACGACACUUCACUCAGGUGGAAUUUUAUCAGGGUUCAGUCCUUAAUCCCCAUGACCUGGCGAGAGUGAAGAUAGAGUCAGCAGAUGCGUGCCUAAUCCUUGCCAAUAAAUACUGCGCUGACCCAGAUGCUGAAGAUGCCUCCAAUAUUAUGAGAGUUAUUUCAAUAAAGAAUUACCAUCCGAAGAUAAGAAUUAUCACUCAGAUGUUGCAGUAUCACAAUAAGGCCCAUCUGCUAAAUAUCCCAAGCUGGAACUGGAAAGAAGGAGAUGAUGCAAUCUGUCUUGCUGAGCUGAAGCUGGGUUUCAUAGCCCAGAGCUGCCUGGCACCGGGCCUUUCAACCAUGUUAGCCAACCUCUUCUCUAUGAGGUCAUUCAUAAAGAUUGAGGAGGAUACGUGGCAGAAAUACUACCUGGAAGGAGUUGCAAAUGAAAUGUAUACAGAAUAUCUGUCUAGUGCCUUUGUGGGUUUGUCCUUCCCUGCAGUUUGUGAACUGGUGUUUGCGAAACUAAAGCUCUUAAUGAUAGCCAUAGAAUACAAGUCGGAAAAACGAGAAAGCAGUAUAUUAAUCAAUCCUGGAAACCAUGUCAAGAUUCAAGAAGGUACUUUAGGAUUCUUCAUUGCAAGUGAUGCCAAAGAAGUAAAAAGGGCAUUUUUUUACUGCAAGGCCUGUCAUGAUGACAUCACAGAUCCCAAAAGGAUAAAAAAAUGUGGCUGCAAACGGCUAGCCACAAGGAGAGCAAAGCUCAUGGAAAGCAUGCCUGAUGUGGAAGGAAUGUAUGCGUUGCCUAACAUAUUGGAAAAAAAUUGUUCAAGAACAGUUUAUCCAUUUGAGAAUGUGACCUUUGAACUGCUGCCAAAGCCAAUGAAGCUGCUGAUUGAAGAUGAGCAGCCCUCGACAUUAUCACCCAAAAAAAAGCAGCGAAACGGAGGCAUGCGAAAUUCACCCAACUCCUCACCCAAACUGAUGAGGCACGACCCCUUGCUAAUUCCUGGCAACGAGCAGAUUGACAAUAUGGAUGCCAAUGUGAAAAAAUAUGACUCUACAGGGAUGUUUCAUUGGUGUCCAGCCAAGGACAUUGAAAAAGUCAUUUUGACUCGAAGUGAAGCAGCGAUGACAGUUUUAAGUGGGCAUGUAGUCGUUUGCAUAUUUGGGGAUGUUAAAUCUGCUUUGAUUGGAUUAAGAAAUUUAGUGAUGCCAUUACGAGCCAGCAACUUUCACUACCAUGAACUCAAGCACAUUGUGUUUGUGGGUUCACUUGAAUACCUGAGAAGGGAAUGGGAGACACUGCAUAACUUCCCCAAGGUUUCAAUCUUGCCUGGUACGCCAUUAAGUCGGGCUGAUUUAAGGGCUGUCAACAUCAACCUCUGCGACAUGUGCGUUAUCCUGUCAGCCAAUCAGAAUAAUAUUGAUGAUGCUUCGCUGCAGGACAAGGAAUGCAUCUUGGCGUCACUCAACAUCAAAUCUAUGCAGUUUGAUGACAGCAUUGGGGUCUUGCAGGCUAAUUCCCAAGAUACCUUCUGCUUCAGCCAGAGAAAGAUAAAACCCAGCCGAGGAGGCUUUACACCACCCGGGAUGGAUAGGUCCUCUCCAGACAACAGUCCAGUCCAUGGCCUGUUACGUCAACCCUCCAUUACAACAGGAGCCAACAUCCCCAUUAUAACAGAGCUAGUAAAUGAUUCAAAUGUUCAGUUCUUGGACCAAGACGAUGAUGAUGAUCCAGACACAGAACUGUAUCUCACGCAGCCCUUUGCCUGUGGAACCGCGUUUGCUGUCAGUGUGCUGGACUCUCUCAUGAGCGCAACAUACUUCAAUGACAAUAUCCUCACACUGAUACGGACAUUGGUAACAGGAGGAGCCACACCAGAGCUGGAAGCACUGAUUGCCGAGGAAAAUGCGUUGAGAGGAGGUUACAGCACGCCCCAGACACUUGCGAACAGGGACAGGUGUCGAGUUGCUCAGUUGGCUUUGUAUGAUGGGCCCUUCGCAGACCUAGGGGAUGGAGGUUGUUAUGGAGAUCUAUUUUGUAAAGCACUGAAAACAUACAAUAUGCUUUGCUUUGGAAUUUAUCGAUUGAGGGAUGCACAUCUAAGUACUCCCAGCCAAUGCACUAAACGUUAUGUUAUCACAAACCCACCAUAUGAAUUUGAGCUUGUGCCGACAGACUUGAUCUUCUGUUUGAUGCAAUUUGACCACAACGCUGGCCAGUCCCGGGCCAGUCUUUCUCAUUCCUCCCAUUCCUCCUAUUCUUCCAGCAAGAAGAGCUCAUCAGUUCACUCCAUCCCAUCAACAGCAAACCGACCGAACCGCACCAAGACCAGGGAUUCCCGGGAAAAACAGAAUGCAACAAGGAUGAAUAGAAUGGGCCAAGCAGAAAAGAAAUGGUUUACAGAUGAGCCGGAUAAUGCCUAUCCCAGAAACAUUCAAAUCAAGCCCAUGAGCACUCACAUGGCCAAUCAGAUCAAUCAAUAUAAAUCGACAAGCAGCUUGAUACCACCAAUCAGAGAAGUUGAAGAUGAAUGUUGACUCCUUCGAGGCCAGAACUAUUUUUUUAAAGCCUGACAAACUUCAUGAAUGGUGAUGUGACAUUUAUUCCUCUUACAUGCUGAACCACUGAUGGAGAAGUUAAGAGGGGCAAGCUUAAUGGGAAAAAUAAAGUAGACAGAUCUUUGUUUGUCUGCCUUUAAUAUUGCUUCCACGUAUUUUGGAAACUGUUUCAUUUAUAAAUGAACAUAAUCAAAACUAGUCAUGUAUAGCCUCUAGCAUUUUAAAUUAUUUUUAUUUAUUAGAAAAAAAAUAUAUUUUUCUUUUUUUUCAUUGUCAAGUAUUUUCCCUUAAAAAAAAAACCUGCUAAUGUGGCCAGACUCCUAAGAAUUUGAAAAAAAAAACAAAACAAAACAAACCUCAGUCUUUGGCUUAAAGGAGAAUGAUGGUCACAGUUAUAAGGACAUGUAAUUAAGGGAGACAAAUGAUAUAUUAUAAAAAAAGAAAAAAAAAAGGUCCAACUUGUAUUUUAGUAAAUCAAAAAAAAAGAAGAAAAAAAAAAAAGAACCGUUCACCAAAAUGUUUCUUUACUGGAGGAUGUGUAUUUUGUUCAGCAUUGACACCAGCUCUUAAUAAACUGAACUUAUUUAUUUUCAAAGUUGAAAGUCAUAUUUUUGUACCUGUAACAUUCUUCUGACAUAUUAUUUGUUUUAUUACCAUAUACAGAUCAUCUUAAUUGCCAGUUAUGUUAAGGUCCAAUACCCCCCACAGACACUGUGUCCUGCCCCCCGACUGUGCCCAUUUGCACACACAUACACACACACACACACAGAGCAGCCCAGCAUCCUCGAUGAUAACUUUCUGUGAUGCUAACAGAGUGAUGGCCACGACCCUAAACCAAGGACCGUGUAGGGCAGGUGCUCACAGGCAGCACUUGCUCUAAAUGGCAAAUUUGGCAAUUCCACUCCGUUUCCCAUUAGCCAUCAGCAGCUGCUAAUUGCAGGAAGGCAAGUUUGGCAAGGCUUCUUCUUUUGCCAGGUGCUUUGAGCCAGAGUGCAUAAAUAGUGCAUGAAAUCAGAAGUUAGAAACCUUCUCACCUACUGUGUUUUUUUGGGUCCUUACUGCCAAAGUGCUGAUGGACAUGCAUCAGUCUCAUUCAGUUGGUUCAGAUGCUUCCUGCUGUGUCUAGAGGUUUAGCUCCAGACCCUGGCACUUGGGUGCUCGCUCGUACCUUGGGAAAAGUCACACUGCCUCUCCUUUUGGAGAGCUCAGCUCAGGCUGAAAACUGAUUUAGCCUCAGCUUUAUAAUCUCACAACAUCCUGGUCUCAAUUAAUUCCUGCACCAAACAACUUUAUGUUUUAGCAGUUGUUUGUUUGUUUGUUUGUUUUCUUCAAUUUAGUUUCAAUUUGCUGGGACACCACACAUAAAAGUACAGUACUAACCAAAUUGAACUAAAAGUAAUGAAUGUAUUUAUUAUGAUAAUUUACAAAAGGCCUUGGACAGGUGCCUUUUGUGUCAGCAGAUUCACAAAGUUGCCAACAAGCUUUAUAGCCAUCUGACAAAAAUGUGAUGUUUUCUAUCUGUGCUGCAGUAGCUAUCCACCCAAGCAUUUGAUGUUCUAAAUGAUUUAGUAACUCUCUCUAUCUCAAAUUAGCAACAUCAGACACAAUUGCGUGAACAGAAAGAAAGAAAAAAUAAAGGCUAUGCUAAUAAAGAUUAAAACAAAAAAUAUAGGACCCAGUCAUCGAAAAGGCAGAUUUUCAUUGUGCAACUUUAGGCUUUGUAAUUUUGCAGAAUUGUUGAACACCACAAUAAAAUAUACAGUGGUACUUUUAUCAUUAGAGAAAUAUCAGUGAAUCAAACAAAUACAAAGCAGAUGAAUUUAUUGUGAAAACAAUGAUUUCCACUAUAUAAUCCAACAUUUAAGCUAAACUAUCUCAGCUUUAAUGUUUGUCCACUGGCUGCAGUACAAAUAUAACCAUACUAACACCUACUAGGCUUUAUUCUGGAGUGACUUCUUGGACUGUGAAUACUUUGUUGUUACAUUUUGUAGAAUAGCUAGUUAAAGACAAUAACAAGAAUUGUUACUACAGUAUCUGUAAAAUUGGAUUGUUUAAAUUAUCUCACUCUCCUACAAAGUAACAAAACAAUUUAAGCAGGUUUUCAUUAUUAUUUAGACCGUGUUUAACCCAUUUCACAGUCCUCAAACCAGAAGAUGAUUCCGGUGAGCUCUUCUGGUCUAUGCUGCUUCAGCUAGUGACACGUUACACAGUUUCUGCAUUUGGGUCACGUUAAGCCUUUACUUUGAAGUCAGUCUCCUUUUUCAUUUAUGAACUUCAUUCAUGUUACAACCAGAGUGAAAAAUGCUGGUCCUGAGUACAGGAGAAGUUUUUAAAUUUGUGUUCAACUUCACCAGGUACAUGUGAUUUUUUUUAAUUAUUUUUAUUUUAAAAAAUUUUCUUAGAAGAGUGGCGUUUACUGUAGGGGCAUAGACCAUCAUAUCAUAUACAGUGCCACUCCUGGGUGUCCUUCCUUCAGAAGUGAGCAUUCACUGGAUAAAACAUACUAAUGAAGCAAAUGCAACACCUCUACAUAGCUAAGGUUUGUGUGUGUGUCUGUCCAGUCUGUCACGUCCAAAAAUAUCACGCUGCCAACUGUAUGUAAAUAAAGGACAAGAUCUGAAUUAUACUUACGCUUUCUCCCAGCCCAGAUAGUUCCCUGUGUAAUGACAGCUAGAACAACACCUACAGAGAGCCAGCGAGACACAGAGAAACAGGUAUAGGUAUGGUAUUGCAUUCCCCAUUUAUAGAAAAGCUAAGAGCAAUCAAUAGUAUUUUCUUACUCUUUUUGAUGAUCAAAGCCAGAGGACUGACUUCUGGCAGUUAGAGGGAGGCUCAUGUAGAAAACCUGUUGGAGACAUUCCCAAUUAAAGACUAUAAUGAGGCCAGCACCAAUAUGAAUUUAUAGCAAGGCAAGUGGCUGGGAAAGUGGCUUAAGUGACAGCUGACACACCACAUGAUGACUAAUGUAGAAAUAACUUUUCAAUCUUUAUUAAUAAUUCUUUCUUUUCCCUAAAAGUCAACAAAUGGGAAUUUUUUAAAAAAAGGGAUUUCAGUUUUUUCAUUAGUUGCAUGUACAAUUAUUACAGGCUAAAGAAUUAUUUUUUUUUAUUAUUGGCAACUGAUGUAUUGGAUAGAGAAUGUGUGUGUGUGUAUGUUGUCAUAUAUGCAUGUCCACACAUACAUGUAUGGGUGGAUAUGUAAAUGCAUAUGUAUGGGGGUGUAUAUGUAUUUGGUACAGCAUCAUUGCAAGGUGGUGGUCUUUAUUUUUUGGCUGGGUGGGGUGAAGAAUAAAACAAAGGAAAAGAAAAAUCUGUGACUUACAGGCUGGCACAUGGAGGAAUUUUGUAUCUGCUGUUUCCUCCUGGUUUGACCAAAAAGCAGCUGUUCCUGUUGGUUAUAGCAGCGCUGACAGGGCUCCGCAGAACCCUCCCUGCUGCAGCAGGUGCGUGCACCUUCCCCCCCAGCACCCACACACAUGUACUCCCCCAUUGCCAGAAAGCCCCUUGUCUCUGUCUCGUGGCUAUUAUUGUAAUUUGUCCCCUGAAGACCAUGAGCACUAAGGUGAAAGAAUAAAACUGCUGUCUGAUGGGGUGUCAUUUGGGUGGCAAGUGCCAAGCACAGUAAAAGUUAAAGCAUAAAGACAAAAAGCUAUUUGGAGUUUAAAUGCAGUUUUUAAGGCCUCAAUGUAACUUACUGUUGUUUGUACAUUGACAAGUAUACAAUACUAUUUAUUAAUAAGAAAAAUAGAAAGAAGAUGCAAACUUCCUUAUAUUUUCAUAAAAACUUUCUAAAACUGUAACAGCUCUUCUUUCAAAUCAGCAUUGAUGGCCAAACUGUAAGAAAUACAUGUGGUGGAAGGUGAAAACCCCUUGAUUUGGGAAAUGAUGCAGUGCUACAGGUUCACGGACAUCAUUGAUAUUCCACCUGUAACACAAAGGGACCCUGCAAGCCUUACCAGCCCCAAAUCCAGGAUCGUGGGGACAGAGCAAGCAAGGGGUGAGAGGGACACAACACAUCCAGGUCCUGAAACACACGUAACCAUGUGGCUAUUUCCAGUUCAUCUUUGGUGGGCAAACCAGUGCUGCUUAUACAAGGUGAAGCCCAUGAGCUUCAGGAUAAUGAGGAUCCUGUGUAGCCUUAUUAAGCCACACAGAUGUCUUGAAAAAGUUAUUGUGUCUUCAGCAGCUUACAGGCAAGUAUAGUAGAGGCGCUGAUGGAAAGCCAGGUUUAGCUAUACUAAAGAUUUUUUUCUCCCCUAUUUUUUUAAUUUUAAAGUAAAAAGCCACCCAAUGACUCAGGCAGCAGGGAUGUGAAAAGAUGUAAUUGGCCUCAGCCAAAAGCACAAGAGGGGAAAAGCAGUUUGCAUGUAAUGUACAAGAGACAUAGAAAAGUAUUAUCUGUAGCUUUCUAUUACAUGUUGUUGGGUGGUGGUGAGUGAGGUGGUUAUUGUUGGGGCUUUUUUCAGCCAGUGUAAAAAUCUACAUUUCUUAACUCUUCACAGAGUAAGAGAAGAAGGAAAAAGUGUAAUAACAUGUUCUCAUUCAGAGAGGACUGGUUUUGUUGCUUAUUUUUUCUAUGUGUGUGUGCAAACUACAUUUAACAACUACUGCAAUAAUUGGAUGCAUAAAAUAAUGUAUGACACACACAAAAAAGGCAAUAAUUUACAAAUGGAUAAUUAUGCAUGUUUUCACUGCUUGGUCACUCACCAGCGAAUCCAUAAACAUGUAGGCAACUGCCCUGUUCUAGCUGAAUCACGUGGGCUCAAAGUUAAACACAGAGCAGGUGCUUAAAUGGUUUGAUCGAGAAGUAGAUUUGUAAGGGCUUCUGGAUCCCUUUAUAUUGGAAAUGAACACAUAUUGAGGUCAGGGGGUGUGUGAGCAUGUGUGGUAUUUUGUUUUUACAGCUGUUAUCUUUGAGAAUUUCUUUAGCACCAAAAGCACUGUGUGUCUCACCUUUCAUUUCUAGUUUUAAAUGUGCUUAAACAAAAUAAUCCAGUGUGUGAAAGGCGAUGAACAGGGCAAAGUGAAAACAGAAAUCCUUUCCCCGUGUUACAGUGGAUUGGCCUGGGAACAUUUGUCAAAGUCAAUGGCAGAUACAUAGAAAAAAUCAGGGGAAAGGACAGUUCUUUAUAGUCCUUUUCCUCUCCCCGUCAUCUGAACCACCAAUAUCCCCAACAUAUGAACAAGCACUGUUUUUCUUUUUUCUGUUAAUUCUUAAUUCUAAGGGUGUUUGAACAAUAUCAGGCUUAGGGAAUAUAGAUUAUUUAAAGUUCAUUAUAUAUGCACACAAAUUUCCUAAUAUUCAGUUAGCAGGCAUACUAUUUGCAGUACUUUUAUACCGAGCGAUACUCCUAGGUGGAGGCACUGCCACCAUCUGAAAUAAUGCAAGGAAGGGAGUAGCUGUUUGUCUGUGGCCACUGCCUAGUGUGGUACGCAGGCGUAUAGUAUUGACAAUUCUGCCCUCAGCAUUUAUCAGAGCUAUAUUUAUAUAAGUAAUGCAUCCAUUCUGCACAGAUAUUUUCUGCUAUAGAACAUGCAGCCACAUUGAAACUGUAGAGUCUAUAAGGUGCAGUAGUCUAUAUAACCAAGUAAAUUCCACUGAAGUUAAUAGCUAGGACUGCUGGUCUAAUGUACCUGUUUUAUAUAAUGGUGUACUACUGUUAACUGCCAAAAUUAGAAGGAGUAGGGGAAAGGAAGAAAAUAUAAAAUAUUUUUUAUCACUUUGGGUUUAAUUUAUAACAAUAUCUAACUUGAGAAGCUAAACACAGUAAUGCUGCAUCUAAUUAAAACCUUAGUGAGGUUGCAAGAAAGCUUCUUACUGCUUCAGUGAAUGCAUUUUAGAUCUUUAUAACUUUAAAAAAAGACCAAAAAAAAAAAACAACAAAAAACCCCAAACCCCAAAACACAACACAGCAUACAAGCAGUUGAAUACAUGUAAUAGAAAAUGUAGAUUUUUCAGAAACCAAAAAUUUGGCAUAUGAGCACUUUGUUGACUGGACAAUAACUAAUAGGAACCACGUGGAAACGUCAGCAGAAGUUAUCUCAAGUUUACCUUAAGUAGCGGUUAAAAAAUUCUUCUUCGGCCAUGGCGCAACUUGGGACACACACGGUUAGCCAAUGCAAGUAAUCUAACCUUUGUCAAAAAGAAAAGAAAAAAAAAAAAAGAAAAAAAAAGUUGAUAUAAUACUUAUGUUUGCAUUUCUGUAGAGUUCAGGGCUGAUGGUUUUUCCUUCUUUCAGAAAAAACACACACAUGCAAACACAUAUAUACAAUAUAUUUUGAUGGCUACACAUGUCUAUUUAGUUAUAAUUUGAGAGUGGGAUGUGGCGAGGGUACACUGAGAACCAGCUUUCAUCUUAACUUAAAAGUUCAUCAAGAAAAAGGAGUAUGACUUCAUCAUUUUACUUUUUACCAUUAUGGGUUGGUGAGAGAGAACAAAUGCUGGUGCUCAGAAAUGAUCUACCUGACUUUGUCAUAUGUAAUAUCCAGUGAUAAAUAUAUUGUCCUGUAAAAAGGGUUUGUACAUAACUUGUACAUGGUUUCAUUUUGUAUUUUUCUCAGAUUAAAAUUUAUGUAUUUGUGUUCUAAAAGAA